AUGAGUGGUAAAUUCGUUCGUGCUUCUAAAUAUAGACAUGUUUUUGGCCAGGCAGCUAAAAAGGAAUUGCAGUAUGAAAAACUCAAGGUCACCAAUAACGCAUGGGACUCUAAUUUGCUAAAAACUAAUGGUAAAUUCAUUGCUGUAAACUGGAACGCUUCGGGAGGUGGUGCGUUUGCUGUGAUUCCGAUUGAGGAAGUUGGCAAGGCUCCAGAUCAAGUACCUUUGUUUAGGGGCCACACUGCGCAAGUCCUGGAUACUGAUUUUGACCCGUUUGAUGAUCAUAGAAUUGCUUCCGGUUCCGAUGAUUCCAAGAUAGGCAUUUGGAACAUUCCUGAAAAUUAUAAAUUUCAUGACCAUGCAGAUGAAGAUGGAGAGCCAAUUGAUAUCAAACCUGUAAAAUUUUUAACAGGCCACGCAAGAAAAGUUGGGCAUAUUCUUUAUCACCCUGUCGCCAAGAAUGUAUUGGCAUCAUCUUCUGGUGACAACACUGUGAAAUUAUGGGAUGUGGAAACUGGAAAGGACAUGAUUACUCUGAAACAUCCAAAUAUGGUCACAUCCAUGUCGUUUUCGUACGAUGGUAAUCACUUAGCCACGGUGGCCCGAGAUAAGAAAUUGAGAGUCUGGAAUAUAAGAGAUGGAAGAAUCGUCAGUGAAGGGCCUGCGCAUACCGGUGCAAAAAAUCAGAGGGUGGUAUGGUUAGGAAACUCUGACAGGUUGGCUACCACUGGUUUUUCAAAAUUGAGUGAUCGUCAAAUUGGUAUUUGGGAUGCCUUCAAUCUUGAAAAGGGAGACUUGGGCGGUUUCUACACUGUUGAUCAAUCAUCAGGUAUUUUGAUGCCCUUUUAUGACGAAGGUAAUAGAAUUCUUUACUUAGUAGGUAAAGGUGACGGUAAUAUUAGAUAUUACGAAUUUCAAAACGAUGAGCUGUUCGAACUAUCUGAAUUUCAAUCCACGGAAGCACAGAGAGGCUUUGCUGUAGCGCCUAAGCGAACGGUAAAUGUCAAAGAAAACGAAGUUCUGAAAGGUUUCAAGACCGUCGUUGAUCAGCGCGUUGAGCCAGUUUCAUUCUUUGUUCCAAGAAGAGCAGAAGAGUUCCAAGAAGAUAUCUAUCCAGAUGCACCUUCUGAUAAGCCAGCUUUGACUGCUGAAGAGUGGUUUUCUGGUAAAUCGGUUGAAGGUCCGAUCCUUAUUAAUAUGAGAUCCAUCUAUGACGGUUCCGCUCCAAGCUUUCGUGAAGCUAAAACAUCUGAAGGGGUUCCAACUCAAGCAGAAGUUCCUAAAGAUGAAGAAGGGCCUGUCGAGAAUGUGGAGGGGCCAACUAUCGAGCCUAAAAGGGUAGUAAAACAAGAAGCUUCAAAGUCGCCUUCACCACUGAAUUCUGCAUCCCCACCUUCUGCAAUCAACCAUGUAUUGAAGGAAGAUAGUUCCAUCAAAAAACUGCUGAAAAAAUCCUCGGAUAUUGAUCAAGUCAAUCACGUUGAGGAUCCAUCCAGAGAUACUUCUGGAUGGGAAGAAGCAGAUGAUGAACUGGUUCAUAUUGAAAACGGACCUGCCGUUACUUUAAUUGAAACUAGGAAGGAGAAGUCAGUCAAGGUUGAUCCUCCAAAGGAGUUAAAACCGGAACCAGUAUCUAUAGCAACGGAUAGAAAGCAAGGAGAAAAGUUGCAGGAAGACAAGUACUCGGGGAAAGUAGAAUCCCCUGCGGUAGAAAAAUCUUUAGUUCCUUCUACAACAAUUGCCACUGCUAGUAACAAAGAAGACGCUUCAGCAGCUAAGACGUCACCUAAAUCAUUAGGUCUGAAACAAUCUGUUGAAAAACUGUCCACAUUGGUUCUGCAACUAGAAGAUGUGGUUGAUAAACUGACGAAGGCCAAUCUUGAUAAGGACGAACGUCUGUUCAGACUGGAGCAGAAAAUUAGUGAGUUUUCAAAAUAG
This is a messenger RNA of Saccharomyces kudriavzevii IFO 1802, 1938 nucleotides long. It is a transcript of the gene CRN1, whose product is annotated as coronin. The coding region runs from base 1 to 1938 and encodes 645 amino acids. Gene Ontology annotation, biological process: actin filament organization. The transcript has a single exon. The record is from RefSeq and is a predicted model, not a curated record. Gene Ontology annotation, molecular function: actin filament binding. Lineage: Eukaryota; Fungi; Ascomycota; Saccharomycetes; Saccharomycetales; Saccharomycetaceae.